CUCGAGUCAACUCGAUCGUGUAACUACAACUCUCGAUCCAAGCACCUAAGCGCCAAUUGUCCCUUUGAAUAUUCUUUCUUGCAAGUGAUUGACGUAUUCAACUGCCAAGAUGGGGUCCAGCGCGAGAAAAAAGGCGGAGAAGAAGAAGGACUUUCAGAAACCAAAGUACAAGGUCGGAAAGGAUAAGCCCAAGGCCUCGAACUUUACCGAUACUAGCUUCAAGGCAAAGUCCAUUGUGAUGGGCCAUCAAUCCUUGUCGACCGAUGCCCCAGAUGUGGCUCAACAGUUCAAGCACAGCCUCUCGUUGGCGUCGUCUUCCAGAUCAGACAAGCAGCGCCGAGAGUCUUUGGCGUAUCUAACCAGCCAGCUGUCUUCUCAGCCACCAAUCAACCCCGUGGGAACCCACGCCGUCCUGGCCAAACUUCUACCCCUAAUCUCGGACAGCUCGACACCCGUGCGAGCCCAGCUCUUGAAGCUUCUUCGGAGUCUGCCGCAGGACGAAGUCAGGCACAGCAUCGAGCAUGCCGUCAUGUACAUCCGCGCCGGGAUGACGCACCUCUCCUCAGACAUCAGCAACGAUGCCCUCGGCGUCAUGGAGUGGCUGCUGGACGUCGCGGACGACGAGCUGGUGACCUGUCCGGGCGGCUGGGUCAAGACCCUCAACACGUUCUGCGCCAUGAUGGGCUGGGCCGUCGCGACGUCGAACGGUGGCUGGACGUCUGGCGCGCGUGGGACCCUCAAGGCAAAGGACGCCCAGACCCUGGCCCGCCAGAUCACCGCGUUGUCCAAGUUCCUCGGAGCUGGCUUCAAGAACGAGGACGUAGGUGACACAGACUCGUCGGAGUACUGGGACAAUCUGUACAGGAUACCUCGGGCACCGAAUGCCUUUGAUUACUUGAAUCUUUCCGGAGCCAGGCGCGACGAGGAGGGCGAGAUGUACUCGAGCCGGGAAGCCCGACAGCAGGCCUUUAACCGACGAUUUCUCGACCCGAUGAUGAAGGGCCUCGACAAGGCGAAAAAGGAGGGUGGGGCCACGGGCCGAGCGGCCUCUACGCUGGAGCAGACUCUGCUGGAUGGGAUGCAGGACUUUGAGCCCUCGACGGCCAUGGAUACGCAGGAUCUCUUGGACCUUUGGUGAGGGAGUGCAGUCGAGACCAAGACAACACUCGCCACUGCACCACCUAGAGGCUUCAUGGCUAUUGCCACCACGAAAACGCCCGUAACGGAGGUUCCCAGAGAGGAGCAGCCGUCACGCAACGGACACGAUAGCGGAGCAAAUUCCGCUGACCCGUUCGCGGUUUCGCGGCUUCCGAGGUGAAUGCGCCAGCGCCCACAGCGGCCUCACAACAUGGCUUCAUGAUUCAGGCCCUCGUCUUCUCGACAAGAGGAAGACCGCGUGCGUACAGAACCGUCAACGAGGCGAUACCGGCGCUGCUCUGCCGUGCUGCACUCGCGUCUCCCAUCAGUGCAUGCUGGGCCGUCGAAGCGGGAGACUUCCAGGCGUAGAACGCACUGCCCGGCUGGCUCGAUAGUGGCCAGUACCGACUGGCAGGUGGAUGAAAAUGGCUCCUCGCCGCAGAGCGGCUUAGAGCUAGUGGCAAUAGACGACGAGAUUACCU
Purpureocillium takamizusanense is the source of this 1619-nucleotide messenger RNA. It is a transcript of the gene IPI1, whose product is annotated as rRNA processing protein. Gene Ontology annotation, cellular component: nucleus. Lineage: Eukaryota; Fungi; Ascomycota; Sordariomycetes; Hypocreales; Ophiocordycipitaceae. The coding region runs from base 110 to 1138 and encodes 342 amino acids. The transcript is spliced from 3 exons. The record is from RefSeq and is a predicted model, not a curated record. Gene Ontology annotation, biological process: rRNA processing.